AUGGUAUUGAGAAGAGUCGUUUAUGCGGUUGUUUUUGUUGUUCUGAUUUGGGCGUUGGCGAUAAAGGACUCUGAGGGAAACAGGAAAAUACUUGAAACGUUUUUCAGAAGCACAAAUGGUUUGGCUACGCAGGAAAUGGACGAAAAUAUGGCGGUGCUUGCAUGGAUUCACUGCAGGAAAGUGAUAGACAGGAAAUAUACGGUCAAAAUUUUUGACUUGUACAUCCCACAAGAAGAAGCAAGGAGUGACCCCAAGUCUGCAAUUUUAACCGAAAGAAGUACUCCUAGGAGAUAUUUGGCAACCAUGGCGGUUCAGUCAACAUCACGAAGACGCACCCGAAAGCAGGCCAUAGCACAUGCAGCUGCACCGCCGAGCAAUGCUCCAGCACCUGCCAGCUUCAUUUCUCCUUAUUCUCAGCCUCCAGCUGAGGCUCCAGAAGACCCGUUUCAGUGGCAAGAUAUGAUUGACUCAGCUCCAACACCUUCACCACCCCAAAAAUAUUCUCCACCACCUGAGGCUCCAGAAGAGGACUUUCUCCCACUAGAUUUUAUCAACUCUCCCCCGCCACCUUUGCGCCAUACACAUUCUGCACCUCCUCCUCAUCCUUUAUCAAAUCAUGGUGGCAAUGGCAUGAGAAAAUUUGCUACUGUUGGAUCUGUGGUGGGAAUAUGUUCUGUUUUUGCCCUGCUUCUGCUGUGUUGUUUGAAGAAGAGUAGCAAAAACGGAGAUCGAUAUAAAGACGAGAGACCUCUUCUCACCCUGGCCUCAAAUGAUUUUUCCACUGGUUCAUCACAGAAAUCUAUUAGUUUAGGAAAUUCCAGUAACAAAGAAUUUCGUGCAAGCAGCCAAAAGUUUGAGAGCAAUUUUUCCAUGAAAUCUGAAAAUCAUGAAUUAUCUGAAGCCACAACAUCAGCACCACUUCCUCCACUGAAACCUCCGCCCGGAAAAUCUGCUCCACCACCUCCUCCUCCUGGACCUCGCCCUCCUCCGCCUCCAAAGUUAGUCCGCCCCCCGCCCGCUCCACCAAAAGCGAUGCCUGGUAAAAGCCAGCCUCAUUUGAAACCACCUCGCGCAGCGCACGGUGAUUCUACUCGCGGUGAUGAUUCUGAUGCUGAAUCUGGAUCUCAGAAGGCCAAGUUGAAGCCAUUCUUUUGGGACAAGACCAUUCUCAUGAAUACUGACCAAUCAAUGGUCUGGCAUGAGAUCAGUGCAGGGUCAUUCCAGUUUAAUGAGGAGAUGAUAGAGUCUCUAUUUGGUUAUACCACUGUGGACAAGAACAAAAAUGAACGCAAGAAAGAGUUGUCGACUUUAGAGCCUAUUCAGUACAUUCAGAUAAUUGAAACUAAGAAAGCACAAAAUCUAUCAAUUCUUUUGCGAGCACUGAAUGUGACAACAGAAGAAGUUGUCGACGCCCUUUGCGAAGGCAACGAGCUUCCAAUAGAUCUCCUCCAGACGCUCUUGAAGGUCAGCCCAACAGCCGAAGAGGAACUAAAGCUCAGGUUGUUCACGGGUGACCAUUCUCAACUUGGCCCUGCGGAGCGGUUCCUCAAAGUCUUGGUUGACAUCCCAUUUGCCUUUAAACGACUAGAGUCAUUGUUGUUCAUGUGUUCCUUUCAGGAGGAAUCCUCUAGCAUUAAAGAAUCCUUCGCAACUUUGGAGGUUGCUUGCAACAAACUCAGAAGCAGCAGGCUAUUCUUUAAGCUUUUAGAAGCAGUUCUUAAGACUGGCAAUCGCAUGAAUGAUGGAACCUACCGGGGUGGUGCGCAAGCAUUUAGGCUUGACACACUCUUGAAACUUGCUGAUGUAAAGGGAACCGAUGGAAAGACAACGCUUUUGCACUUUGUUGUGAAGGAGAUAAUCCGUUCCGAGGGUGCAAAAGCUUUGCGCGCACUCAGAGCAAGUGGGAGCAUGUCCAGCGUGAAGACUGAUGACUUCCUCGAGGACGUUGCUGAGGCAAGCUCCACGGAGCAGCAUCGUAGUUUUGGACUCGAGGUGGUCUCAGGUUUAAGCAGUGAACUUGAAGAUGUCAGAAAGGCAGCAGUGAUAGAUGCCGAGGCCUUAACGGCUACUAUAUCAAGAUUGGGCCAUUCAUUGUUGAAGACAAGAGAUUUUCUAAAGCUUGAGAUGGGCAACUUGAAUGAAGAUAGCGAAUUUCAUCGAAAUCUCAAUUGUUUUGUGGAGAAAGCCGAAGCUGAUACAACACGGAUGUUAGAGGAAGAAAAGAGGAUGAUGGCUCUUGUGAAGAGCACAACAGACUACUUUCAUGGGAAUGCAGGGAAGGAUGAAGGCUUGCGCUUAUUCGUGAUUGUUCGCGAUUUCUUGAUCAUGUUAGAUAAAGUGUGCAGAGAGGAGGUUAAAUGUUCAGCAGCAAAGCCUAUGAGGAAUUCUAAUUCAAACAAAGAGGCUUCAAGCGUUUCUGCUGCUCCCGAAAAUCUUCAGUCACUUUCGGAUGUUCGCCAGCGACUCUUUCCAGCAAUUUCAGAACGGCGGAUGGUAGAUUCAAGUUCAGAUGAAGAGAGUUCAACUCCUUAACUUCUCAUUUGCUUAUAGCUAGGUGCCGCUAAAUUCUUGGCUGCAUGACGACCAGAUAACACUUUGCAGAAUUAGUCCAUAUCUCAUUUCUAUCAACAACAGAUCAUAUGAGGAUUGCAUUUCAGUUUUUGACGUAUCAAAACUCUUCUGGUUAAAGAGUAUUCUAAUUGAAAGCGAUCAAGCUGCAUUACCAAGUCCCUCUUAAAGUACAAAAAAAAAAAAAAAGAAUUUCAGAUGUACAGGAAAACUUUGCCCAAGUUCUCC
Messenger RNA from Morus notabilis, 2796 nucleotides. RefSeq names its product formin-like protein 3. Lineage: Eukaryota; Viridiplantae; Streptophyta; Magnoliopsida; Rosales; Moraceae. Bases 1 to 2532 code for a protein of 843 amino acids. Gene Ontology annotation, molecular function: actin filament binding. The transcript has 8 exons. Gene Ontology annotation, biological process: actin cytoskeleton organization; actin nucleation. The record is from RefSeq and is a predicted model, not a curated record.